This is a messenger RNA of Bufo gargarizans (Asiatic toad), 1910 nucleotides long. It is a transcript of the gene CLK2, whose product is annotated as CDC like kinase 2. Bases 157 to 1668 code for a protein of 503 amino acids. Gene Ontology annotation, biological process: regulation of RNA splicing; protein phosphorylation. Lineage: Eukaryota; Metazoa; Chordata; Amphibia; Anura; Bufonidae. Gene Ontology annotation, cellular component: nucleus. The transcript has 13 exons. The record is from RefSeq and is a predicted model, not a curated record. Gene Ontology annotation, molecular function: protein tyrosine kinase activity; ATP binding.
GGCCGUAGAGAGACGUGCUCGUGAGUGAGGCUCGGGCACGCGCAGACGGAGGACAGCCUGCGAGAGAAGCGGAAGAGGGCGACCGCAGCCCUGCACUCACUCGCCGUAAACACGGACUUCUUGUGGGACAAGAGAACCGGCCUGGCUGCGAGAACGAUGCCGCACUCCAGACGGUACCGUUCAUCUGAGAGGGGCAGCAGAGGAAGCUACCAUGAACGCUACAGAAGCCGCAAGCACAGACGGAGAAGAAGCAGGUCGAGAUCCAGCAGCAGUGGAAGGGGUCGUGACCGGCGCUACAGACAUGGAGACAGCUAUCAUGAGAGGUCUCACAGCUAUGAAGCACGAUCUUCAGACAGACGAGCGUAUGACCGCAGAUACUGUGAAAACUACAGAAGGAACGGCUACAGCCGAGAGAGGGGAGAUGUCUACUACGAGGCAGAGUAUCGCCACUCCUACGACUACCGCCGAUCCCGAGACGACAGCUACCGGAGCUGCAAGAGCACCAGACGCAAGCAGAAACGCAGGAAGCGUAGAUCAAGGUCUUAUAGCCAGUCCUCAUCGAGGAGUCGCCAGAGCAGCAGGCAGGCCAAGAGUGUGGAAGACGACGUGGAGGGGCACCUGAUCUAUCGCAGCGGCGACUGGCUACAAGAAAGAUAUGAGAUUGUCAGUACUCUGGGAGAAGGGACAUUUGGCCGAGUAGUGCAGUGUGUAGACCACCGGAGGGGAGGCAUCCGGGUGGCUUUAAAAAUCAUUAAGAAUGUGGAAAAAUAUAAGGAGGCGGCACGACUGGAGAUAAACGUCCUGGAGAAGAUUAAUGAGAAGGACCCAGAGAAUAAGCACCUCUGCGUCCGCAUGUUUGAUUGGUUCGACUAUCAUGGACACAUGUGCCUAUCCUUUGAACUUCUGGGCCUCAGCACGUUUGACUUUCUCAAGGAAAACAAUUACCUUCCGUAUCCCAUUCACCAAGUGCGGCACAUGGCUUAUCAAGUGUGCCACGCAGUGAAAUUUCUUCAUGACAAUAAGCUGACGCACACAGACCUGAAGCCGGAGAACAUCCUCUUUGUGAACUCAGACUUUGAGCUGAGCUACAACAUGGAGAAGAAGAGAGAUGAAAGGUGUGUAAAGAGCACAGAUAUCCGGCUUGUGGACUUUGGCAGUGCCACCUUUGACCACGAGCACCAUAGCACCAUUGUGUCCACACGGCACUACCGUGCUCCAGAGGUGAUUUUAGAGCUUGGCUGGAGUCAACCUUGUGAUGUCUGGAGCAUCGGGUGCAUUGUCUUUGAGUAUUAUGUGGGUUUCACCCUCUUCCAGACGCAUGACAAUCGGGAGCACCUGGCCAUGAUGGAGAGGAUUCUGGGCCCCAUCCCAACCCGGAUGAUCAGGAAGACAAGGAAACAGAAAUACUUCUACCACAGCCACCUCGACUGGGACGAGAGCACGUCUGCGGGCCGAUAUGUGCGCGACAACUGCAAGUCCCUGAGGAGAUACAUGCUGGGUGACAGCGAGGAGCACCACCAGCUCUUUGACCUGAUUGAGGCCAUGUUGGAGUAUGAUCCGUCCAAGCGCUGCACGCUUUCACAGGCCUUGAAGCACGCCUUUUUCAGCCCGCUGAAGAGUGACCACGCCUCCAAGCACUGGGACCUGGGUCGGGACAUAAGCCGAUGAGGCCGUUUGUGACAUAGUCUCUAUAAAUAUAUAUAUAUAUAGUGUAAAGGGGCGAGCAGCGCCUGCCGUGUACAUAGAUGAGCUUGCUGCCCCCGUGGUGGUGGGUUACACUGCUCCUGUACAGUUGUCCUAUAUUUAUGAUGUCAGUGUUAUGGCGGCGACAGCACGCUACAUUUCGCAGUGUUUUUAUAUAAAAUGUUUUGUACAGUGAUUUGUGAGAAAUAAAACACAAGCUGUUUGUA